Molecule: messenger RNA, 915 nt
Organism: Lasiodiplodia theobromae
Lineage: Eukaryota; Fungi; Ascomycota; Dothideomycetes; Botryosphaeriales; Botryosphaeriaceae
Product: Aldo-keto reductase
Exons: 2
Coding region: 1-915 (304 amino acids)
Cellular component (GO): cytosol
Molecular function (GO): aldose reductase (NADPH) activity
Source: RefSeq, a predicted model, not a curated record
AUGCCGCCCGCACGCCCCAUCCUGCACGCCAUUGGCAGUCCCGCCUUCAUCUACGGCACCGCCUGGAAAAAGGAUGCCUCGGCGAAGCUUGUCGCCGACGCUUUGGCCGCGGGUUUCGUGGCCGUCGACACGGCUGCCCAGCCGCGCCACUAUCAAGAGCAUCUCGUCGGCGCCGGCAUCCGCGAUGCCCUCAAGGCGAAUGGCCUCGCACGAGACCAGAUCUAUGUUCAAACAAAAUUUACAUCGCCAGCCGGCCAGGACCUGAACAACAUGCCCUACUCGCCCGAGGAUCCCAUCGCCACCCAGGUGCACACCUCGGUCAAGUCGUCACUGCUGAAUCUGCGCCCGACUGACGACGAGAGCGGCUCCGGAGCUUCGUACAUCGACUGCCUGCUGCUCCACUCUCCGCUGCCCAACAUCCGCCAGACGCUUGAAGCGUGGAGGACGCUGGAGACGUACGUGCCGCACAAGAUCCGCCAUCUAGGUAUUUCGAACGUGUCGCAACCCAUCCUCGAGGUGCUCUAUCGGAGCUCGACGGUCAAGCCUGCUGUGGUGCAGAACCGCUUCUACGCCGCCACCAGCUACGAUGUGUCUCUCCGCGAAUUCUGUCGCGAGAACGGCAUCGUCUAUGAGAGCUUCUGGACGCUGACGGGCAAUCCCCAGCUGCUGCAGUCGACUCCUGUAUUCAUGCUAGCUCAAUUUGCCGGCGUCAGUGCUGAGGUUGCACUGUAUGCCCUGGUCAUGGCCGUGGAUGUCGUCGUCUUGAACGGCACCACCAACGCCGAUAGGAUGAAGGAAGACCUGGAGGGCAUCAAGAAGGUCCAGGAGUGGACUAAGACGAAAGAUGACACCUGGAAUACUAUUCUAGGGGACUUCAAGCACAUGAUUGGAGACGGCGAGGAUAUGGACGAGUAA